AUGGAAGAUUGCGGUGGUCGAAAUAAUAACGUGGCCCAGCUGAGCUUUCAUUUUCAUCCUCACCAUGAUCCCAACAUCAGCAUCGUCGUCGUCAUCGCCCUCACACCCUCGAACUCCUGCGCCCACGUGGCUAUUCUUUCAGUAGUGCAGAGAAAACAUCUCUUCGGAGGACCAUGGAAAAGGAAGCACUUUGUUGAGAGUUUUUUGAAGAUUUCUUCAUUGAUCUGCGCUCAGACUCUAUCCAAAGUCAUCAUUACCAAAUUCAAUUACACCUUGCUAAUCAGCCUACUUAGGCAGCAUCUGAAUGAUGAGUUUUUAAUGUGA
Messenger RNA from Helobdella robusta, 324 nucleotides. RefSeq lists its product as hypothetical. The transcript is spliced from 3 exons. The record is from RefSeq and is a predicted model, not a curated record. NCBI's taxonomy places the organism in Eukaryota, Metazoa, Annelida, Clitellata, Rhynchobdellida, Glossiphoniidae. The coding region runs from base 1 to 324 and encodes 107 amino acids.